Malassezia vespertilionis is the source of this 669-nucleotide messenger RNA. RefSeq names its product Oxidoreductase (gene MIA40). The record is from RefSeq and is a predicted model, not a curated record. Lineage: Eukaryota; Fungi; Basidiomycota; Malasseziomycetes; Malasseziales; Malasseziaceae. The coding region runs from base 1 to 669 and encodes 222 amino acids. Gene Ontology annotation, biological process: protein import into mitochondrial intermembrane space. Gene Ontology annotation, molecular function: protein-disulfide reductase activity. The transcript has a single exon. Gene Ontology annotation, cellular component: mitochondrial intermembrane space.
AUGUUGCGCAUCUCGUUGGCUCGCAAGGCGCUACAAGCAGCAAAUGUCUCUGGUAGCAGCGCGACAGGAUUUACUUCGCGCAGUGUGAGCAUGCAGACUAAAACGAUUCAACCGCUUUCAAUGCUUCGCCGUCUUGCUGUGCCGGUGGCUGCAGCUGCAUUCGCAGGCGCGGCGCUCAUGUACAUGAGCGAAGCUGUGCAUGCACAGCCGGAGAAGCCCUUGUACUCGCGUGGCUCGAUCGAGUCUAGGAUGAAUUUGGUGGAGCCUAAAACGAUUCUGCGUGCGCUCAAAGAAGACGAGGAUGGAGAGGAGGAGGAUUCAGCGCACGACGCCGAUGCAGAGGACCAGGAUCCAGCGCACGACGCCGAUGCAGAGGGCAACGCCGACGCGAUCGAGAAUGCCGAAGAAGCUUUUGACGAACGUACGGGCGAAAUCAACUGGGACUGUCCUUGCCUCGGCGGCAUGGCGGAUGGGCCAUGCGGAGAAACAUUCAAGGCCGCGUUCAGCUGCUUUGUCUUUUCUGAGCAGGAGCCCAAGGGCAUCGACUGCGUUGACAAGUUCAAGCUUAUGCAAGACUGUUUCCGAAAGCACCCCGAGGUGUACGCUGAGGAAAUCAAGGCGGACGAUGAGGCAGAGGCAGAGGCGGAGAAUGCUGUCGCAGAGGAUUAA